AUGAUGGACAGGAAGACAUCCGCGGUCCCUGUACCCACCCCGAACGCGAAGAAAAGGAAUGCUGGAAGCUUUACUGGGACGCACGGAAAGGGGCUCCUGAAGGACCAGCUGGAGCUGGUCAAAACCCAGGUUGAUGGCCGCACCCGUUAUGGGAUCAAGGCGAUUGAGGAGCAGCUUUCUUUUGACAAGGGCUUUUAUGUGUUCAUCAGAGCUAUCAAGGCGCUCACGGGCCACAACCAUGGCGUCGUCGUGGUUGGUUUGGCGGGUCCCUCUGGGUCUGGGAAGACAGCCUUCUCAGAGAAGGUUCAGGACUUCAUGCCAGGCUGCUCAGUCCUAUCGUUGGACAACUACAAUGACGCCAGCCGGUUGAUCGAUGGGAAUUUUGAUGAUCCUCGUCUGACGGAUUAUGAGCUGCUGCUGAAGAACAUAGCGGAUCUCAAGAAUGGCAGAGACGUGCAGGCACCCAUCUACAACUUCAAGACGAGCAGCCGGGAGGGCUAUCGCACCAUCAAGGUUCCUGAGUCACGAGUCGUGAUAGUGGAAGGCAUCUAUGCUCUGUCAGAAAAGAUCAGGCCCCUUCUGGACUUGAGGGUGAGCGUGACUGGCGGCGUGCACUUUGACCUGGUCAAGCGCGUGCUGAGGGACAUCAAGCGCUCCGGCCAGGCGCCGGAGGAGAUCAUCCAGCAGAUCACGGACACAGUGUAUCCCAUGUACAAGGCCUUCAUCGAGCCAGACCUGAACACCGCGCACCUGAAGAUCUACAACAACUUCAACCCCUUCUCCGGCUUCAUGGCGCCCACCUACAUCCUCAAGUCCGCCAAGACUGUCACGCCCGACGCCAUCAAAGCUGUACUCAAGGAGAAUCAUACAUCGCGGAUGGACAGUGACACAUACGACAUCUACCUGCUGCCACCGGGCGAGGAUGUGGAGACGUGCACCUCGUGGCUGCGCAUGCGCAACCGCGACGGGCGCUAUAACCUCAUGUUUGAGGAGUGGGUUACCGAUGGCCCCUUCAUCAUCUCCCCCCGCAUCACCUUUGAGGUAAGCGUGCGCAUUUUGGGGGGCCUGAUGGCGCUGGGGUACGAGAUUGGGACGAUGCUGAAGCGGUCGAGCGAGGUGUACGCGGACGAGACGGUCACGGUGAAGCUGGACGACAUUGAGGGCAUGGACCGGCAGUACGUGCAGAUCCAGGGCAAGGACCGCGCGGCCGUGGCCGAGGUCGGCCGCCGCCUGGGCCUGGAGGACACCUACAUCGCGCGCUCCUACAUCGAGCAGCUGCAGCUGGAGAAGCUGACUGCGUCGUUCCAGUGUGUGACGGAGGACCUGCGGCGCCAGUUCAUGGUGGACGGCGAGCCGCUGCUGCACGAAAACUCCAUCGGCUCCUCGCCCAUCCUCUCCUCCUCCUUCCGCCGCACCACCGGCUUCAACAUCCCCACCAUGUCGACCUCAGCGCCGCUGGCAAAUGGCAUACAUAUGGCCAAGGCGGGGCGCAAUGGCAAGUCAAGCGGGUCCUGCAAUAGCAGCGGGCUGCUGAGCCACCACAUGCGUGGCGCAGCGGAGGCCAAUGGGAAUGGCAACGGCUACAGCAGCCGCCACUCCUCGGAGCUGUCUGUGGAUGAGGAGUGGGAGCCCCGCCCGCCCUCCUCCUCAAAUCUUGGCAGGGUUGAGAAGAUGGUGGCGCGGCUGACGGAUAGAGUGGAGGAACUAGCAGCACGGCCGGCCGAUGGGAAUGCUAGCCUUAGCUCCCACGUGCUGGACCUCACGACGCAGCAGCAGGCGCUGAACGCGCAGUUGCAGUCGCUGGCCAAGGCGGUGGCCGGCAUAGAUAGGCGGCUGAGCAGCGCCGACGACGUCACCAGUUACUGCUGGGGCGCGUCGGCCGCCGCCGGAUUCAUCGCCACAGGCGCGCUCGCCGCUGUCGCUCUCCUCGGCGCAAUCAGCCGGAGAUGA
Molecule: messenger RNA, 1950 nt
Organism: Coccomyxa subellipsoidea C-169
Lineage: Eukaryota; Viridiplantae; Chlorophyta; Trebouxiophyceae; Coccomyxaceae
Exons: 15
Coding region: 1-1950 (649 amino acids)
Cellular component (GO): cytoplasm
Molecular function (GO): kinase activity; ATP binding
Source: RefSeq, a predicted model, not a curated record